Molecule: messenger RNA, 3727 nt
Organism: Armigeres subalbatus
Lineage: Eukaryota; Metazoa; Arthropoda; Insecta; Diptera; Culicidae
Gene: Prm
Product: paramyosin, long form
Exons: 10
Coding region: 325-2973 (882 amino acids)
Cellular component (GO): cytoplasm; bicellular tight junction; myosin II complex
Molecular function (GO): microfilament motor activity; actin filament binding
Source: RefSeq, a predicted model, not a curated record
GUCAGUAGAUCACCAACCUUGCUCCGACAUUUAUGAAAUCUUUGGCAUAUAGUGUGCUCCUAACAGUCGGUUCAUUCGGUGUUCUGAUCGGAUUGAUCCCUAGCUCAGCCGGUGGAAAGUGAAAUUGAAUUACUCCUGGAAAAAAAGGAUCCUUUAGGGGUUGUGUGGUUGUCUCUCUCGUUGUUGUUUUUUCCUUCUCGUGCGCCUUCCGGUCAAGGAUCGAGAAGCGUAACUCGUUCUAAACUCUAGUGAUAUCGAUCAGUGACCGUGUACUGGAAUUGUUUUUUUAGUGCCAGUGAAAACUGUUGAAGAUAAUUAGCGAAAAUGUCGUCGUCUGCCGUUACUACCAAAACGUCGAAAUAUACCUACAAAUCCUCAGGAGGAGGUAGUGCCGAUGUCAGCAUCGAGUACAGCGCUGAUCUCAGCGCCCUGUCCAGGUUGGAGGACAAAAUCCGCCUGCUGCAGGAAGAUCUGGAGUCGGAGCGCAGCCUCCGCCAAAGGAUCGAACGCGAAAAGGCUGACCUCAGCGUGCAAGUCAUUCAGAUGUCAGAGCGUCUCGAGGAGGCGGAAGGUGGUGCCGAAAGUCAGCUGGAAAUCAACCGCAAACGCGACACCGAACUCACCAAACUGCGCAAGCUGCUCGAAGAUGUGCACUUGGAGUCGGAGGAAACUGCCCACAUUCUGAAGAAGAAGCACCAGGAAAUCGUCAACGACUUCAGCGAACAGAUCGAAUCACUGACCAAGACAAAACAGAGAGUUGAAAAGGAGAAAUCCAAACUGCAAGCCGAGAUAUAUGAACUUCUGUCCCAGAUCGAGAGCGUUUCCAAGGAUAAGACCAUCAGUAUUAAGACCAUCGAAAAGUUGGAAGUCCAGGUUACUGAGCUGAACAUUCGCAUCGAAGAGCUGAACCGCACCAUUGUGGACAUCACCUCCCACAAGACGCGGCUGUCGCAGGAAAACAUCGAUCUGAUCAAGAGCGUUCAGGAUCUGAAGAUCAACAUCGAAAGCAUCAGCUUCUCCAAGACACAGCUGAACACCCAGCUGGACGAUGCUCGGCGUCGCCUGGAGGAUGACGACCGUCGCCGUUCGAUCUUGGAGUCGACCCUCCACCAGGUCGAAACCGAACUGGAAUCCGUCCGGCUGCAGCUGGAGGAAGAAUCCGAAGCCCGCCUGGAUCUGGAACGACAACUGGUGAAGGCUAAUGGUGAUGCCGGUGCCUUCAAAUCGAAGUACGAAGCCGAAUGCAUGGCUCGCCACGAAGAGGUCGAAGAAAUCCGCCGCAAAUACACCAUCCGCAUCCAGGAGUCGGAGGAACACAUUGAAUCGCUCCAGGCCCGCUUGUCUAAGCUUGAAAAGGAGAAGAGCCGCCUGUCGAGCGAGAUCGAAAUUCUGAUUAUCGACUUGGAGAAGGCCAACAAUGGCAUACGCGAAUACACUAAACGUAUCGAAAUUCUCGAGAAAACCAAUAUCGAAAUUAAGACCCGCCUGGAGGAAACCAUUACCCUUUACGACCAGUCGCAACGCGAUCUGAGACAGAAGACCCAGGACUACCAGCGCCUGAGCCACGAGCUGGAUGCCACCCGCGAGCAGAAGGACCAGCUGACCCGGGACAACAACAAAAUGCAGAAGGAUUUGCACGAAGCCCGCACCACCGUCACCGAGCUGACACGUCGCCUUCAUGACUAUGAAGUCGAGCUGCGUCGUCUGGAGAACGAACGCGAGGAGUUGACUGCCGCCUACAAGGAAGCUGAAGCCGGACGCAAAGCUGAGGAAAAACGUGGCCAGGCCUUGGCCGGCGAGUACGGUCAGUUCCGUCACGACACCGAGCGCCGUCUGCUGGAGAAGGAUGAAGAAAUCGAAGUCAUUCGCAAACAGACCAGCAUUGAAAUCGAACAGCUGAAUGCCCGCGUCGUUGAGGCCGAGACCAAGCUGAAGAGCGAGGUCCAGCGCAUCAAGAAGAAGCUGCAGAUCCAGAUCACUGAGCUGGAGAUGUCCCUGGAUGUUGCCAACCACACCAACAUUGAACUCCAGAAGACCAUCAAGAGACAGUCGGCUCAGCUGACCGAAAUCCAGGCCCACUACGAGGAAAUCCAGCGUCAACUGCAGUCCACCGUUGAUCAGUACGGUAUUGCCCAACGCCGCAUCCAAUCCCUUACUGGUGAGCUGGAGGAGAUCCGUGUCAACUACGACUCCUCCCUGCGCUCGAAACGCCAAGUCGAAGUCCAGCUUGAGGAAGCCAGCUCGCGCAUCAAUGAACUCACCGUCAGCAAUGCCAGCUACGCUUCGCUCAGAGCUAAGCUCGAACAGGAACUCACAGUCUUGGCCUCCGACUACGAGGAAGUCAGCCGUGAACUACGCGUCAGUGACGAACGCUACCAGAAGGUCCAGGUUGAACUUAAGCACACCGUUGAACUGCUCCAUGAAGAACAGGAAAGAAUUGUCAAGAUCGAAGCCAUCAAGAAGUCCUUGGAAGUCGAAGUCAAGCAACUUUCAGUUCGUCUUGAGGAGGUUGAAGUUAACGCCGUUGCUGGAAGCCGUCGUAUCAUCGGCAAGCUGGAGGCCCGUCUCCGUGACAUUGAGGUUGAGCUUGAGGAGGAGAGAAGGAAGCACGCCGAAACCAUCAAGAUCCUGCGCAAGAAGGAACGCUCAGUCAAGGAAGUCUACAUUCAGAUCGAAGAGGACCAGAAGAACAUUUCAAUUCUAUCGGAUGCUCUGGAGAAGGCCAACCAGAAGAUUGCUGCCUUCAAGCGUCAGCUAGUUGAACAGGAACAAUGCUCGCAGCAGUGCGUCACCAAGGUUCGCCGCUUCCAGCGCGAACUGGAAGCCGCCGAGGAUCGCGCUGAUGUGGCCGAGAGCAACCUGCAUCUGGUUCGGGCCAAGCAUCGCACCUUCGUGACCACCUCCACCGUGCCCGGAUCGCAAGUCUACCUGGUUCAGGAAACCACCAGAACAGUUAACGAGUCGUCGUCUUAAAUCCAAGAGAAAGGGGGCGACCUCCCCGGGAACACCCGACCGCCAUUUAGAGCCGAAACAUCGCGGCUGACGUAGUGGCACAAUGCACCAUAUGAUCUUUCAUUUUAAUCAUGUCCGUUCGUCUUUUGUUUUGUCCGCUAAUUUAUUUUUGUUUUUUUUUAUUCGUCUUUAGUUUCAUGUAUUUUUAAUUUAUUGUAUAUUCUACCACACCAACGAAUCAAUGAAACUAAGAUAAAAUAUAAUCUCUUUAUAACGAAACUACUAGCAGGAAAAUUGAUUUGGUCACACAAAUAAUACCAAACAUCGUAUGAAACCGCCAAACGUGAAGAAAUGCGAAUCUCUUACAAUGAUACUUAAGCAGUAAAACUAGCCGCCCUUUAUUGAAACAAUAAAACCUAGAUGUGAGGAAAGGAUGAUGCCAAAUUUAACAACUGUACGCUGUUCCAAAAAGUUUAAUGAAGAUCGAAACAUUAUAUUUCUUUUGUAUGAUAUCAAUCUUUGUAAUAAAUAAAUAUUAUUUUAAAAAAUAAAAAAAAACAUGAAAAAUAAGAAGAUAGUGAAACAAUUGGAAAAAGAAAUUGUCCAUACAGCUUUCAAUGUAAGCCAAAGAACUAUGAUUAUUAUACUGAUGAACCAUUAACGAUGACAUUAAUUAAUGAUUCUCUUUAAAAUAAUGGAAGAUAAAAUAAGUUAUGAAUGAAUAGUAAUCGUAAUAUAAAACAAAAACAAAACAGAAUAAACUUUAAAAGCAUAA